Didymodactylos carnosus is the source of this 748-nucleotide messenger RNA. The record is from the annotation of a GenBank genome assembly. NCBI's taxonomy places the organism in Eukaryota, Metazoa, Rotifera, Eurotatoria, Philodinida, Philodinidae.
CAUGGUUAAAUGGUCGUCAACGUAAACGUUUUCAAGCAAAAAAUGUCAAAAAGAUCAAAAAGAAACCGUUAACUGGAACAAAAACAAAAAAUACUAAAACCAUUAAGAAAAGUCGAAAAAAAUGAUUGUUUGAUAAAUUAAUUUUUUAUAUUGUUUUUUGUUGUUGUUUUUGUAUCUAACAAAUACAAUAUGUUUAAAUUUUCUUGUUUAUUAUGAUAAUUGAUCCCUAUUAGUAAGAAUUUAUGCAUUUUUUGAUUGAAAAAAUAAUUUAUACAUGAAACAAUUUUUCUCUUGAAUUUAUUAUUGACACUAUGUUUUUUAGAUGUUAUAUUUAAUUGGUCUUGGUUUAGCUGAUGUUGACGAUUUAACAGUCAAAGGUGUUCGUCUAAUAGAACAAUGUCAAUAUGUUUAUUUAGAAACGUAUACAACUAUUUUACAAAUUAAUCAAGAUGAAUUAGAAAAACAACUUGGUAUAAAAAUAAUAGCAGCCGAUAGAGAAUUUGUUGAAUUAUCUGCAGGUAUAAAUUGAAAACUACUUAGGGCAUAUCAAAAGUACGAGCAGUAACACUUUAAUACCGUAUAGUAGGCUUAAAGUAACUUUCGCCUAUAUAAUCUGGUAGGGAAAAAAAAGCUCUGUCUUUCUAUGCUAUUUGGUCGUACUUCAACUAAUAUCAUAAUAUUAAAUUAUCUUUAAAACCUAUUUCGGUUGGUUAUGUGUCGGUUGUAUUCAUACUAAUUUUGAAAAAAU